Molecule: messenger RNA, 2489 nt
Organism: Drosophila obscura
Lineage: Eukaryota; Metazoa; Arthropoda; Insecta; Diptera; Drosophilidae
Exons: 7
Coding region: 211-2253 (680 amino acids)
Source: RefSeq, a predicted model, not a curated record
AAAUGUUUUAUUAAAAAAUUCCUAUAAAAUUAACAAACAUCGAUAAGUGCAGCCGGCGCAGAUGCAGCUCUGCAAACUAUCGAUCACUGCAACUGUUCGUGUGCCGGUGUUUGAUGGUAUUUGUCAUUUGAUUUGAUCAUAUCGCAUUUAUAAAUGGGUUCAUUCCCGCAAAAGGCAACAUUUUGCAGUUGAAAGUAGAAGAAAGUAGUAAUGGCAGAGGCGAACAACAAUAUUGACAGGACUGCCCGCACCGCCGGUGAGGUUCAGCAAAAUUUAGCAGAGUCUCUCGGCUAUGCCGAGGAGAUUAUCUGGGACCUCUUGUCCCAAGAGCAGGAGCACAUCUUGUUGCAGAAACUUAGGGAGCUGGUGCGCGAUCCGGAGCCACCAUAUGGUUCAACGGAAAGCCGUGAAGCCGAGACCGCACGGAUGAAGCAAAUCGGCGCCAAUGAUAAAAUUCGAAAUACGAUCUUUAAUGCCGUUUGGGAGCAGCGAAAAUAUACAAAUCGCCAGUCGCUCACAUCCAUUAUAUACGUAAUGGUUGCCAACGUGGAGGACGUUAAUCGCGCGGAGAAUUGUCAGUCAUUUUCUUGUCACCCGGUUUUCCGCGGGCGUCGUUGUAUCACCGGAAGCAGUGGUACAAGCAGCGAUAGCUCCAACUGCUGCAUGGUGUUCUUAGAUGAAAACGGACGCGUCUAUCAGAGCUGGGCCUCGUAUGUGGACACAAAUGAGCUGCCCGCCGGUGUGAUGAUUGCCCCCGAGCGUGGCAUUUACAAAAUGGUCAAUGGACGGGUCAGUUUGGAUAAGUACACUACGCCGGCUGGCACCACCAACAGAAAGGUGCUCGGAUAUCUGGACACGGGCAGUGCGAUCGGCGGUUUUGCAGCUGCAUGCAUUCCUGUGGCCGCUCUCCUCACGCUGCCGGUGUCCGCGCCCCUGAUGGCGGCUGCCGGGGCCGUGGGCCUUGCCACUGCCGGCUAUGCCACGGCACGUUCCAGUGUCAAGCUGAUGGAUCGCAGCCAGCAUGAGCAGUCGAUCAACGUGUCGGAUCGUGAGGCGCGUGGCCACUGGCUGGGCGUAAUCGCUGGUGCCGUGGGACUGGGCGCUGCAGGUGCUACCAGUGUAAUGUCAGCGGCCACUGCCGCCGGCCAGGAGGUGGGAGCGAUCACUCAGUUGACUGUCAAUGGGAUGAACAUAUCCUCGAUUGUCAUCUCGGGCACUGGUGUGGCCAAUGGGGUGCUGGACUUGAUACUGAAAUACCAGGACGGCGAUGAUGUCACGGCCAUGGAUGUGCUACAGCUUUCGGCCUCACUGGUGCUGUUUACGCACAGCGUUUACAACUUCCGUUUGGCAUCGACCAUUAUCAAUGACACGGCCAACAGCAAGAUAGGCAGCUAUCGCGAGACUCUGAGCAAUCGCCAGCGGCGCGCCUUUGAUAAGGUGUCCAAGGAGACCAUACGCAUCCGUGGCAACACAAAGGGCAAGCUGGACAUAAUACGCGGCGUCAACGAGGUGCCCUCAAAGCAGCAGUUCAACGAUCUGUACAAGAUCAACAAGCAGCUGAACAAGGAGGGCGUGCGGGCUGCCUUUGCACCCGAUGGCAAAGGAUUCGUGCUGAACGACCAGGUGACCGCCAACGCGGCGGAUCUGCGUGCCAGUGUGCAGCACAAUCAGGGACCCGAUAUACUGGGUCAGGUGAAGCAGCCGAUUCCCACCACCCACGAAGCUGCGACCAGUACCAAAACGAUUGGUGGGUCCCGCCUGCUGGGUCCCAAUCCGACUGCCCUCGACGGGCCAGAGCCCACCAACUAUGCCGUGGGCGCGUUCGGCCUCCAGCUAAGCUCCGUUGUGGUCGGUGGUGUGGUGUUCGUCCUGAAAGAUUACGGAGAGAUGAUAUUCACACACAUUGUCAAUGCCGAGAGCAUUGAGAAUUUGAUCACCAGCAUGGCCGAGCGCCUGGAACCGGAGGUCUUCAAUUUCAUCAUGAAUCUGACGCGUACCUUCAUGGACACGAUGCUCGAGGAAUUAACGACGGUGCUGAAGUUCUUCAUUGCCACCGAAUCGGUGAUGUACAGGAUCCUUAAGUUUAUUCUGGACAACUAUAGCGCUGCGGCCUACGAUCUGAUUGUGGAGCACACCAUGGAUAUUUUGCAGGCCGUCAGGGCCUACUACAUGGCGCUGAACCCGAACUCGCUUUCCGAACUCGUCAAGAGGUGUGAUGUCUGCGAGGGCUACUACAGCAUCUGUAAAUUGUAACCAAGUCGCAAAUUUAAACUCUAUAUCAUCAUUAUCUUUAACUAUUACACAAUUCCCCAAGAAGAAAGGAGAAACAAAUCCAAACCCAAUCCACAAAGUGACUGCGAUAGCAGCGUAACCAAAUAAACCAUUAUAAAUGAGCACAACUUGACAACAAAAUACAAAUUGGCUGUACGAAUUUUGAUAGAAUUUACAAUGUACACAAUUUUAACUAAUUAAUAAAGGAUGUUUUUUGU